This is a messenger RNA of Cyanidioschyzon merolae strain 10D, 1839 nucleotides long. RefSeq lists its product as hypothetical. Gene Ontology annotation, molecular function: structural constituent of nuclear pore. The transcript has a single exon. NCBI's taxonomy places the organism in Eukaryota, Rhodophyta, Bangiophyceae, Cyanidiales, Cyanidiaceae. The coding region runs from base 1 to 1839 and encodes 612 amino acids. The record is from RefSeq and is a predicted model, not a curated record. Gene Ontology annotation, biological process: mRNA export from nucleus. Gene Ontology annotation, cellular component: nuclear pore.
AUGCUGGGGUUUUGCGCCGGUUGGGCACGUCCCCGAAGCACACAUCGACGACGCUCUUUACCUUCGGACGCAUGGGCGCUGACCCCUGACCCGUUGGCUCGACAACAGCAACGCACUUCAUAUGCGGAAAGGAGCGCCGCCAAGCGUGGAUGCACCCGGUGGUUGCGAGCGGCGCAAGCUGGGGAUCCUGCAGCCUGCCCGGCGACGUCGACCUCGUUGCAGGCAAGUACGAAGCUGAUCCACACCGCUGGGGUAGAGCGAGUGUACCUCGUCCGCUGCAGCCGCGUUUGGGUCCCGCCAGCGUGCCGGACGCGUGCUGCUGGGCUGCAUCUUGCUAUGCAGCCGGUGGCAGCGUCGCCUCCCUCUGGACAAGUAACAGGGGUGACUCGCUGGGAGCCGAACGUGCUCCUCUCAGCGGUCUUCCUGGGAGCACUCGUCAUGAAUAUGGGUCUUUGGGUAUGGAAGAGGCUUUCUUUGAGGCCUACCCGCACUGAUGACGUCGUAUCUGGCCAGGAUACUGAACCGGCAUUGGAUCCCGACUACGCAGACCAGCAGCGUGCAGGUACGCGGCCAGCAGGCCUCAAGACCAGAGUCCGACAACCAGCUGAACUGGACCAGGUCUCUGGGCCAGCGGCAAGUACAGACACGCCCAGUGCAGACGACAGCGAGCGUGUCGGGCUCGGUGAGACGCUGCGUCAGCUCAACAAACGUUUACGAGAGCUCGAAACGCGGCUUGCAGAGCAACAAAAGAGCAACCAAGCGCUCGAGCGCCAGAGUCGAGAGCUCGAGCAGCGGUAUCGUGCAGAGAAAGCACGAAGGCAAGCUCUACGGAAAGAGCUUGCACAAAUCGAAACAGCCUAUCAACAAUUGGAGAAAAGACAUGAGGAGCAGAUGGCUGCCCUGCGAUCCAAAGCAGAGGCACAACUACAGGGUCUGAGGCGUACAGCCGAGAAGCGUUUGACGACGCUGCAGACGCAGCUUGAGGAGAGCAUGGUGCAGGCAAAGAAAUGGCAGAAUCGGGCACAGGUGCUUUCGGCUCAGCUGGCAUCACUUUCGGCGGAUAUGGAGUCGUUAUCGGAACGCGAACAGGAGCUUCGGGGCCAGCAUUCGGAAAAGUCACAGCGAUACGCUGCGCUUCUGCGUGCAUGGAAGCAGCUGCGUACAGACUACGAGGAGCUUCAGUCCAAACUGGACGCACGAACAGGGAUGCUAGACGCCGAGUCCGAGGAGCGCGCCCGACUCGAACGACAGAAUGCGCAGCUUCGCCAGCAGAUCCAGGCGUGGAUAGAGCAUCACCGGGCAUCCAUUCCGUUCCCGGAUGGUGCACCGAAUGACGCUGGAUCAUCAGCAGCAGCAGCAGCAGCAGCAGCAGCAGCAGCAGCAGCAGCCCCUGCGACAAGUGCUACGAAACCGGAGAAGGGGCCCUCGGAGUCGGUAGCGUCCGAGACGCCACCUGCCAGCCCCGAUGCGUCGUCGAGGAUCCCGAGGCAUCCGGGAUUCUCUGGGCCUGCAACGAGCCGCAAAAGGCGAAUCCGCGUCGAUGCAGUCGAUCACGUGCUCGAAGUGGGUUUCUUUCGGCAGGAGUUUAACGCUCCUGAUACGACAUCGUCAGCCGUCCAUCCAGACAAGGCGCAUUCGAAUGAAGGCGUAUCUGAGACCACACCACAAACGAUGGCAACGAGGCCCGCCGAGCCCCAUCCACCUACCAGUUCGAUGCGAGCAAGUGUUUCCGUCAGCGCAGCAGCAGAAGAAGCAGCAGAAGAGACACGGGAUGCGCGACCGCUCGAGGAUACGGCUAGCGAGCAAGCGAGUGGCGUCGAGAAGCAGGCCGCCGAUUGA